AUGAAGCCUGCCAUUUUCGGCCCAAGUUGCCAAGUUCCAACGGACGAGAAGCUUUACCAGCCGCCCCUCCUCGGCCACAACUCCAUGAACGUCUCCUGUCACCAAGAGAAGGCCAGACGAAAGAUGGCGGAGAAGGAGGAGGAGAAGGAGGAGAAGGAGGACGUCGAUGAUGAAACUGCAUUGAAGGAUCAGCAAGCGCAGACGGGAAAGAACGGAAAGGUUCAGGAGAUCAACAGAAAGUCGGAGAAGGCAAUCGCCGAUUCUGAGAGUAUCGGCAGCAGGCUAGAGGAAGGAAAGAGGGGCACGGAGAAGAGUAUAUGCAAGGGACGAAAGGAGACUGCCAAGGGAAAGGAACAAUCCUGA
Molecule: messenger RNA, 363 nt
Organism: Hyaloscypha bicolor E
Lineage: Eukaryota; Fungi; Ascomycota; Leotiomycetes; Helotiales; Hyaloscyphaceae
Exons: 1
Coding region: 1-363 (120 amino acids)
Source: RefSeq, a predicted model, not a curated record